AUGUUGGUCAAGAAUGGAACCUUUGUCAUUGAUUCCAGUGUAUUAGAUAACAUCACGGCCGCGGUAGAAGCAGCAAGCAGCGUCGUGGGAGACCAAGUCCAGUCGGUUCAGUUGCUCGUCACUAUUUUGCAAGAACAAAAACAAAAUAAAACGGAUGAGCUUGACCAAGUGGAGAGCCAACUAGCAGCAACAACAGACCCUCCAACAACCACCGAAUUUCAUACAACAGAAGCUAAGCUGUCCACCAAUGAAAAAGUAACUACACUGCCACCUAAUUCCACUAAACAACCAACGACUACAAUGCAGCUAACACCACAGAAAACUACUGAGGAACCAACAACCGGAGUUAUAUCAACUACUGAGUUACCAAAAACCACUGAGCAAACAAUCAUAGCAUCAACAAUUACCACUGACUCACAAACGACAGAAAAUCAACGAACCACACGGUCACCAAAAAACACUGAGCAACUAACAACCAAAUUCUUGCUAACAACCACGGUGUCAACGACAAAAGUAGAACCAACCACACGGCCACAAGUAACCACCGCGCAAUCAAUCACCACGAUGCUACAAACAACUACUGUGUCACCAACGGCCUCUCAGCAACCAACAUCCACUGAUGAACCAACAACCACAGUUUUACAAACAACCAAAGUGUUACCAUCGACCUCUGAGCAACCAAUAACCACUGAUGAGCCAACAACCACAGUUUUACAAACAACCAAAGUGUCACCAACGACCAUUGAUUUUACAUACAACCACUGUGUUACCAACAACCUCUCAGCAACCAACGACCACUGA
Penaeus monodon (black tiger shrimp) is the source of this 801-nucleotide messenger RNA. Its product is annotated as hepatitis A virus cellular receptor 1-like. The record is from RefSeq and is a predicted model, not a curated record. The transcript is spliced from 4 exons. Bases 1 to 801 code for a protein of 266 amino acids. NCBI's taxonomy places the organism in Eukaryota, Metazoa, Arthropoda, Malacostraca, Decapoda, Penaeidae.